This is a messenger RNA of Linum trigynum, 2199 nucleotides long. The record is from the annotation of a GenBank genome assembly. NCBI's taxonomy places the organism in Eukaryota, Viridiplantae, Streptophyta, Magnoliopsida, Malpighiales, Linaceae.
UUCCAAAGAUUGAGUUAGGCGAAAGAAAAAUCGGAAAAUAGGCGCAUUUCACAAACCAAAGAAAAAAAUGACACAAUUUGACCUCCAACCCGGUACCUUGUAGUGGUCGGCCAGAUGGGUGCGUAUGUCCCAUUUUUCUCACCGGAUCAGGGUCAAAGUAGGUCGACCCGCGGGUAAACCCGCGGGUUGACAACCUUGCAAAUGAACAAAAAACAGAAACUCUCGCAAUUGCUAGAAUGAACGACCUGCCUAGCCUACUCAAUUUAUUACACACACCAAACCCAACGGAACGGAACGGAACGGAACGGAGGGCCAAAUGGGUAAUAACAAUAAUAUAAUAUUAAAACACAGAGAGAGAAAAUUCAGAAAGAAAAACUCGGCAGCUAGCAGCAUUACAGAAAAUGUGCCCCUCCCUUCCGAUCACUUCGGCAUGCGUGAUGUAGGUAAGUAAGUCAGAGAUCAGUCUCAGUUCCCUCUAGGACUCCUCCUCCCUCCCUCUUCUCUCCUUCUUCCUUCCUCCCUGUGCUCUGUCGUCCUUCUGCUUUCCUUUCCCGGCGAAAAAAGUUCCCAAAAGGAGGGGGAAAAAAGAUUAUACAAAGGAUUCGGUUUCAAAAUCGGAAGAGUUCGGUUCAGCGAAAUUCCGGCCAUGUCUGAGGCUCUGAUCAAUGGCCUCGCCGGAGCCGGCGGUGGGAUCAUCGCUCAGCUCAUCACUUAUCCUCUUCAGACUGUGAACACUCGGCAGCAAACGGAGCGUGGCGUGCAGGAGGAACAAAAGAAGACUAUUGGCACCAUACAGCAAAUGUGCCAGGUUGUGAGGCAUGAAGGAUGGGAGCGACUGUAUGGAGGAUUAGCUCCAUCACUGGCAGGGACUGCCGCAUCGCAGGGUGUUUAUUAUUAUUUCUAUAAAAUAUUUAGGGACAGAGCUGAAGCUAAGGCACUUGAGCGUCAGAGGAAAGGGUUUGGUGAUGGAUCCAUCGGGAUGCUUUCGUCACUUGUGGUGGCUGCUUUAGCAGGGUCUGUAAAUGUGUUGAUGACAACCCCAAUCUGGGUUGUCGUUACAAGAAUGCAGACUCACACAAAAGCUGCAAAGAAAUCAGAACCUAGUAGCUCAUCAGAUGCUUCAGCUAAGCUUAUAGUUCCAACUGAUCCUCCUCCAUUUGGAACUUUUAAUGCGAUUCAAGAAGUUAUUGAUGAAGCUGGAAUUCCAGGUUUUUGGAGAGGUGUAUUGCCAACACUGAUCAUGGUAAGCAAUCCCGCGAUACAAUUCAUGUUAUAUGAAACCCUGCUGAAGAAGUUGAAACAACGACGCUCAUUGCUUAAGAAGGGUGAAGCCGGAGUAACUGCUUUGGAGACAUUUCUUCUCGGAGCAUUGGCUAAACUGGGAGCUACUGUCGUAACCUAUCCUCUUCUCGUUGUUAAGUCACGCCUUCAAGCUAAACAAGUUACUACAGGAGAUAAAAGACAUCACUACAAAGGUACGCUAGACGCUAUCCUGAAGAUGAUCAGGUAUGAAGGUUUAUAUGGGUUUUACAAAGGAAUGAGCACGAAGAUCUGUCAGAGCGUGCUAGCUGCUGCUGUGUUGUUCAUGGUGAAGGAAGAACUCGUCAAGGGUGCCCGUUUCGUACUCACCGGGGGUGCUGCAAGCAAAGCACUGAAAUCAAAGCAUCCAUAAGACCAUAACAGCUCCACUCCACCCCACCCCUGCAAUCUCUUCAUGAUAUAGGUAUCGUUUGCUUGUGAGAUUUGGGUGAUGGAUUUGAUACCAAAACCCUCAUUUUCAAAUCCAACAAGCAAACGAGCCGUAGUUUUCCUGAUUCAAAAUCCACAGCCAAUUGUUAGCUGAUGAAAUUAGAUAAUAAAGAGGUACCCUACAAUUGUUUGGUUUGUCAUUACAGUGAGGCUCAGGCAGCUUCAUUCCCAUAGUUUAAAAGUUCUGUAGUAUGCAAAGAUUUACUAUAGGAAUUAGAGCAUGUGGAUCUAUAAUAAUAGUGUUUGAAAUACAAAAACAAAAACAUCACUUGCGGUUUCUUGGUUAAAUGUAUGAGAUCAAACGUUAAUAUAUUUUUGUUUUUGAUGCGACAAACGUUAAUGUAUUACAGUGUAGGUCUCGGGUACCACUAUGGUACUAGAUGUUUUUCGUGUUUUAGGAAAUUUGUGCUAUGUUAAGUUGUCAACAAUUAUUAAACUGACAUGACUGAU